Pan troglodytes (chimpanzee) is the source of this 2837-nucleotide messenger RNA. It is a transcript of the gene RNF186, whose product is annotated as ring finger protein 186. Bases 183 to 866 code for a protein of 227 amino acids. The record is from RefSeq and is a predicted model, not a curated record. Lineage: Eukaryota; Metazoa; Chordata; Mammalia; Primates; Hominidae. The transcript has a single exon. Gene Ontology annotation, biological process: protein localization to mitochondrion; protein K63-linked ubiquitination; protein autoubiquitination. Gene Ontology annotation, cellular component: endoplasmic reticulum membrane. Gene Ontology annotation, molecular function: ubiquitin protein ligase activity.
AAGCCAAGAAACAAGCUGGGCAGCUCUGGGAGAGAGGAGUGUCAGACAGCUGUUGUCAACAGGCACCUGGCCAGAGUGAAAAGGAGGGGCAGAUUCCAUCCAAGUCCCAGCGGCGCCAGCUGACACUCUCUGCCAAUGCCCAGGUGCUGAGCGACAGUGUCCCACCGGUCCCUGUGCCCAGAAUGGCCUGCACCAAGACCCUGCAACAGUCCCAGCCCAUCUCCGCAGGAGCCACCACAACCACCACCGCUGUGGCCCCUGCUGGGGGUCAUUCUGGCUCCACAGAAUGUGACCUGGAGUGUCUGGUGUGCCGGGAGCCCUACAGCUGUCCCCGGUUGCCCAAGCUGCUGGCCUGCCAGCAUGCCUUCUGCGCCAUCUGCCUGAAGCUCCUGCUGUGCGUGCAUGACAACACCUGGUCCAUCACCUGCCCACUGUGCCGCAAGGUCACCGCCGUCCCCGGGGGCCUCAUCUGCAGCCUGCGCGACCAUGAGGCGGUGGUGGGGCAGCUGGCCCAGCCGUGCACAGAGGUAUCGCUCUGUCCUCAGGGGCUGGUGGAUCCUGCUGACUUGGCAGCAGGACACCCCAGCUUGGUGGGAGAGGAUGGACAGGAUGAAGUAAGUGCAAACCACGUGGCAGCCCGGCGCCUGGCCGCGCACCUACUCCUGCUGGCCUUGCUCAUUAUCUUCAUCGGGCCCUUCAUCUACCCGGGUGUCUUACGAUGGGUGCUCACCUUCAUCAUCGCCCUGGCCCUGCUGAUGUCCACCUUCUUCUGCUGUCUCCCCAGCACCCGGGGCAGCUGCUGGCCCUCCUCCAGGACUCUCUUCUGCAGAGAGCAGAAACACAGCCACAUCUCUUCCAUCGCCUGAGUGCCCUCUGACGAGGCUAUCCCUGCAGCCCUUUCUGCCCUUGGGCCCCCAGACUUCCACAAUGAACAGGGUAAGGGGUUACGGACUAAGACUGGCUCCUUUGGGAAAUCACAUGCCAGCGGGACUUGCAAGCCACAACCGAGAUGGCCAGCCUGGGUCAAGAAUUACACGCUUGGAUGACAGGCUUGCACUUGCCCUUGGGAUAGCAUAGCUAAAACUGUUGGGGGCUAGGGGAGCAGACACAAACUACUUGAACACGACAAGAUGGGGGAAGCUCCUGUUCCUCUUAUUCCAAUGUUCUUGGUUUUUCUUUAUAUAACUUGAUGAAAGUAUUGCAGUAUUGAUGCUAUUGUAGAAUAGAACUGGAAUUCCAUUCUUUUUGCAAUUUACGUAGCUGGUUUUGUUUUCUUGUUUUCCUUUGUUUUUUUGGGUUUGGGGCAGCAGUUGGUUCAUAUUUCCCUUUGUUACACAUUUUCCCUCCUGGGAGCUUGGAGUCCACGGGGAGGUCCCACUGUGCUUCCUCUAACACUGAGCAUCUCAUGCCCAGCCUAGCCUCGGCAAGUGUCCUGGUUGUUUAGGUCUCCCAUGGAGUCGACCCUAGGGUUGGGGAGACAAAAUGUGUGUGAAGCGAUGGUGUUUCUGAAGCUGCAGGCGGAGUCCCACAUUUAGCUGGCAGAGAUGGGGAGGGGUGGAGAGGGCAGGGUUUGGGAAUUGCUCCCAGCAUCCUCACUAGGAGUUCCCCACUCCGUGCCACUAGGCCCUGACUUAGCAGCAAAUCUCGGGGUUACAAGGACUGCAGUCCACAUACAGCGGGGCCAGCUGCCCAUCUAUUGCACAGUCCCACACGGUAGAACUAGAUCUUUAUGGAUGUUACUGUCUUUGUUAUUGCAUCUCAAGUACUAGUUAAGCUUUUGUCAUAAAGAUAAGAGGCCCCAUAAAUGCAACGGUCCUCACCAAUAACCCCACUUUUCCCACCUCACCCUGUGAGUCGCAAGCUUUUUUUGUGCCUUCUUUCCACCAUGUCUGCUUCUUAACACAGGGGAGGCAUUGGCUGGGGGAAACAACUUUCCAUGGUUGCCAGGGGCAGGCCUCAGCUGGGUGUUUAUGUGGGAGUGCAGAUGAGCAGAGGAUGGGAGGAGACAUACUAUUUCCUUCCAAAAGCCCCAUAAAUGGGAAACAUUCUUGAAACCUCAGAGGAGUGCUGUUGUCUCAGGGCAAGUCCAACACCCAUGCCAUUGGCCCUAAUGGCGACUGGUGCUGAGACAGUAUGAGUGUGUGUGGGCAUGCACAGACCCACAGCUUUAAGCCAGACCAAGUGGGCCUGAAGAACACCAUGUCUCCCAAGCUGAAGAGGGUCACUGGGCAUUUCCUGAGCUGGCCCCGGGCAUGUCAGUUUGGGAUGGCUGCCAGUGGGAUAGGCAAGGAACAUUCCCUUCCAACUCACUUCACUUCUAUUCGAUCUGUAAUAUUUCUCAGACCCUUCGCCAAGAUCAAAACCUCCCCCCAAUGUUUUAGUUGCUAAUGACACCAUUUCUACCAUAAUAAUGGUGGUUACUUGUUUAUCCAGUACUUACUCUGUGCCAAGUACUGCAAUAACUGCUUUCCAUGCACUAGUUAAUCUUCGCAAUAACCUUAUGAAGUACAGGCCAUUACUAUCUCUCUCUUGCGGAGGAGGAGAUUGAGGAUCACAGAGGUGAAUUCGCCUGCCUAAGGUUGCACAGUCAAUGCCUGAGCUCCCUCGAGAUAACCCAGGGCUCCUUCUGCCUCAUGAUGCUGCUUCCUUUGUGUACAACUCCCAAAUAAGUGGGGAUCUGGUCACCACUUGAGGGUUUUUGAGAAGUGCAUGGAGAGAACAGGAAACUAAUUUCAGGAGCCUCCAAAUUCCAGCAGUCAGCUGCUCAGAGAGGCCGGAGAAUUUUAGAAUCUGUCAUCCAUGCUAAAGAAAAGAAAAGAGAAUGAUAGGCCAGGCGC